GGUAGGCAGACCAAAAAAAAUCCCAGUUUUUGGAAAAAUUUUCCCUAUCCUUUUCUCCAUUUUCUGAUUUCUUUCUUCUUUUCCCUUUAAAAACUGUUUAAAGGACUAAAGUUUCAGCCACCCCUGCCCGGGCUACUCCCAUCUGAGCCCUGGUUCCCCCGACCUCUCCAGACUCCUCGUCGCCGUCAAUCCGACGUUUCCUCCUGUAAGUCGCCGUGAAUGACCUAAGGCCUCCACAUCGCCUGCUCUUGGUCAACCAUCUUCAACUAUAUACAUGUCGGUACUUGCAGUCACAGAAAGACUGCAGAUGGAGAUGGUGCCAGAUACCGAAGCAUUUAUGAAGUUUGCAUUCCACCAAGCAAAGCUUGCUUUAGAUAACCUUGAAGUUCCUGUUGGCUGUGUCAUUGUGGAUGAAGGAAAUAAUAUUAUUGCCUCUGGAAGAAAUCGAACCACUGAGAGCCGAAAUGCUACGAGGCAUGCAGAGAUGGAAGCCAUUGAUGUGCUUUUGGACCAAUGGCGAGAAAAUGGACUUUCAAAGGAUCAAGUUGCUGAAAAGUUUUCAAACUGCACCCUUUAUGUCACAUGCGAGCCGUGCAUUAUGUGUGCUGCAGCCUUAUCAAUGCUUGGUAUAAAACAAGUGUAUUAUGGCUGUGCAAAUGAUAAAUUUGGAGGUUGUGGAUCGAUAUUGUCACUGCAUUCUGAAGAUCCUUCGAGGAGGGGUUUCAAGUGCCAAGGAGGAAUAAUAGCAUCAGAAGCAGUCUCUCUUCUACGGGUUUUCUAUGAGCAGGGAAAUCCCAAUGCACCUAGGCCUCAUAGACCACCGAGUCAAUUGGUUUAGGACUCUGUAGAUUCUCUGAUUUAGAUCAAUGAAAGUGACCGACUCUUUGUUGCUCCUACAAUGAUACCUCUGUAAUCAUUCAUUAUUAAGAGAUUUGUUAGUGAAAUAAGGAUUGUAUCAGUAAGCUUCGGAGUAAGGCCUUAUCUAUCUUCCCCACAAAUUUUUAAUUGCCU
Molecule: messenger RNA, 1011 nt
Organism: Coffea arabica (coffee)
Lineage: Eukaryota; Viridiplantae; Streptophyta; Magnoliopsida; Gentianales; Rubiaceae
Product: tRNA-specific adenosine deaminase TAD2-like
Biological process (GO): tRNA wobble adenosine to inosine editing
Molecular function (GO): zinc ion binding; tRNA-specific adenosine-34 deaminase activity
Source: RefSeq, a predicted model, not a curated record